AGUAAACUUUGUGUUCCAGGAUGCAGUAAAGCUUCAAAAAGUGAUGCAAAUGAAAGUUCAAGAACUACUUGACAUAGAUCAGGAUACAGACAGUGAUGCAGAUAAUGAAGACAAGGUAAGAAGGAAACCUGGCGUGAAAUCAAAAUUAUUAAUGGGCAUAUCACCGGGCCGGGGACGUCCGCCAAAGGACUCCGUUCCUCUAAAAAGGCGCUUGCAUAAUCUUGCGAAGUUUAUGUUAGACUAUGUGUGUGAGGAUGGCAGAAAACCGAUGUUGGCAUUCAUGGAGAAACCGUCGAAAAAGUUAUAUCCUGAUUAUUACGAGGUGAUUGCAGAACCGAUUGACUUUUUGGAAAUAGAGGGAAAAAUAAGAGCCGAACAGUACUCCAAUGAAAGCGAUUUGGUUAAGGAUUUUAAACUCAUGUUUGCAAAUUGUCGUCAAUACAAUGAAGAAAAUUCAACGAUUUAUGACGAUGCCAAUUUACUCGAGCGGGUCUUGACUGAAAAAAUUGGUCAACCCAUUCCAGUGGUAGUCGAAAAACAUGAGAGGAAAACUGUACCUCGAAUAGCACGUCCACGCAAGAUUCAAACCCCAACUGAGAAAAACUGUAGAACAUUAUAUGAAACUAUUCGAGAUUAUAAAGAACCAAAACUAAAUCGCCAACUGUCACAAAUAUUUAUGAAAUUACCAUCGAAACUAGAUUAUCCGGAUUAUUAUGAAGUAAUAAAAAGUCCGAUUGAUAUGGAGAAAAUUUCGCAGAGGGUUAAAGCAAAUUAUUACGAAACUUUAGACGAUUUAGUGAACGACUUUAAUGUUAUGUUCGACAAUGGAUGCAAGUAUAAUGAACCUGAUUCACAGAUUUAUAAAGACGCAUUAAUUCUGCAACGUGUCUGUUUGCAAACAAAAUUGCAACUCAAAGAGGACGAUGAUACCGUUCCUGAUGUUCCUGCAGCAAUUCAAGAUCUAUUACUGAAUCUUUUUACUAACGUGUAUAACCAUCAGGAUGCGGAGGAACGCUGCUACUCGGAUUCAAUGGCCGAACUUCCUGAGCAUGACGAAGUCGAUGGAAAAAAGGUUCGAGCACUUUCGUUGGACUUAAUAAAAAGAAGACUGGAUAAGGGUUUGUAUAGGCGUUUAGAUACGUUUCAAGAUGAUAUGUUUUUGGUAUUUUGUACUGACUUUAACAAAGCUGAAGAAAUUAUUAAAUGUGUGCUCUUAAUAUGCCAAAGUGAGACGGAAGGGGUGUCAAAAGAUACGAAUAAUUUAACUCUUUGCGAGAUUAAGAAGAGAUGGUUGAAAGAAUCACAAACUGUGGAAUAUAAUGUAUCAAAAUUUGCAGAAGCCUUUGACAAGUCGGAAGACGAAGAAGGUAUUGAUAUCGUGCAUGACCUGUGUGAUGAGAUCGUAGAUAGUUUUCCUGAGUGGGUAAAUGUAUUACGCAUGAACGUUGCCGAGACGUUGGAAGACUGUGGAGAUCACGACAAUCUUCACUAUUUACCCUCCUUAGUAAAACCAUUUUGCGACUUAUGCACCAAGUUACCACUAUGGACAGCCAUAAUGCAACCGUACUUUCAAUAUGGUAAGCUUAGUGCUAGUAGUGCAUCUGUAGAAAGUUACUUUGGAGAACUCAAAAAUCAACUCUUCACCAAAGGACUUUCUACUGUGGACCAGUUUUUGUUGACACACAUUCAAUUGAAUGAAGGAUCAAUGAUUAUAAGCAGCGCAAAAAGCAGCCCGCUUCCGAUGAAGAUGUCAACACGAUCUUUAUCGCCAAACAGUGAAGAACUCCACGCUACGGAAAACUGGAAAGGCAAAGGAUCCCACAAAUCUAAAAUUAAAGCAGUGUAUUUAACACCUGCAUUAAACACUACAUUCAAAGAUAACCCUAAAUCGUUCUGUAAAACUAUAAAGUGCGGGUUUCUAAAAAAUGGCAACAGUUUUGACCUAAAAAGUAUUCGUGUCGGUGGAAUAUCCUAUUCCGUAACAAACACGUGCGCCUUUGAUAGUGUAGUGCAGGGUUUGGCAACAGCCUAUUGUGAUAGUGAACAUUUUAAAACUCUUUUUGAUGAACACACUAGUGACUUUAAUGUUAUUGUUAAGAACGUGUCUCACAAUAAAGUAAACGUCGUAAAUGAGUACAAACUCACUCGCCGCGGCUCGCGUGGCGUAGUUGCGUGA
Molecule: messenger RNA, 2176 nt
Organism: Photinus pyralis (common eastern firefly)
Lineage: Eukaryota; Metazoa; Arthropoda; Insecta; Coleoptera; Lampyridae
Exons: 8
Coding region: 44-2176 (710 amino acids)
Biological process (GO): chromatin remodeling
Cellular component (GO): RSC-type complex
Molecular function (GO): protein binding
Source: RefSeq, a predicted model, not a curated record